UCCAUUUCUCACUCUGCCUGAAAUAAUCUUAGCUAACCUUUUUUGUACAAUUUCUAUUCACUCUCAUACACAUCACAGCUGCCGUUGCCAUGUCCGGUGUUUGGGUAUUUGACAAAAACGGCGUCGCUCGUCUCAUAAGCAACCCGACAAAAGAAUCCUUCGAGCAAAAAGAGCCACCCCAUCCCGGAACAGCCACCGCUCCCGGCGCUCGUCCCCGGCUCUUGGUCUACCUCCCGGAGAACCACGUAAUCCGGUCCUACGCCGAGCUCGAACAUCGACUCCUACAACUCGGCUGGACUCGCUACCAAAACUCCAACCGCCCUGACCUCCUUCAGUUCCACCGCUCCGACUCAUCUCCACACCUAAUAUCGCUGCCUAUAGACUUUGCCAACUUCAAGCUGCUCCACAUGUAUGAUAUCGUCGUCAAGAACCGGUCUUUCUUUGAAGUUCGAGAUCCAUCAUAACUUUACGUGUGUAUACAUAUUAAAUUAAACA
Ziziphus jujuba (common jujube) is the source of this 495-nucleotide messenger RNA. RefSeq names its product flowering-promoting factor 1-like protein 1. The transcript has a single exon. NCBI's taxonomy places the organism in Eukaryota, Viridiplantae, Streptophyta, Magnoliopsida, Rosales, Rhamnaceae. The record is from RefSeq and is a predicted model, not a curated record. Bases 90 to 464 code for a protein of 124 amino acids. Gene Ontology annotation, biological process: regulation of flower development.